Molecule: messenger RNA, 462 nt
Organism: Lactuca sativa (garden lettuce)
Lineage: Eukaryota; Viridiplantae; Streptophyta; Magnoliopsida; Asterales; Asteraceae
Source: RefSeq, a predicted model, not a curated record
AUGCUGUGUGUUUUCCUCGGCUAUAGCACAUCUCAUCAUGGUUACCGGUGUUUUGAUCCCCAAUCUGAGCGAAUAUACAUUGCUCGACAUGUGCAUUUCCAUGAAGAUUCCUUUCCAUACCAUACCAUCUCCUCUCCAAACCCACCUACACCUACAUCAUCCAAUCCGUAUGUCUCAUCCUACCCUAACAUCCCACCUGAUUUGAACUACUCAAACACACCUCCCUUACCACAACAUCAAUCGCCAUCACCAGACCCUGAAAUUGCACAUGAAACACCACCAUCACUUGACCAGCAGUCAACGAUUCCACCUUCACAACAACAUCAACCAUCAUCACCGCAACAUCCGACACCACCACCCCCACCCCCACCCCCACCACCGUCACCACCUCUGCCACCCCUUAUUUAUACUUAUGCUCGCAACACCCAUUCUCGGUCUACCAUACCCACACCAACCACAUAA